CUACAGUGAAUUGAUAAAUCUUUAUAAAUAAUUAAAAUUCUAAAGUUUUUCAUAUAUUUGUCAAUAUUUUUUUUAAACCCCGCUAAAUUAUAAUUUUUCUUAAUAACAAUGAUGGUAAAUUAUAAUUUUUCCUAAUAAUAAUGACGGUGAUAAUGGUAUGGUAUGUGACCCAGUCAAGUAUCAAUUACCCUAUUCUGAUGGUCUACCAUCCAUGUCAAACAUUCCUUUCUCAUUCUCAAUCUCUCUUUCUCUCUCCUCUCUCAACGUCUCUCUUUCUCUCUCUCUCUCCCAACUUCCCCAUUCAUCCUUUCUGCUAUCCCUUCCCUACAAUGUCCGUCCCCAUCUUCCUCCUAUGGCUUGUUAGCAUCCCUCUCAUUGUCCAAGCCGGCUCUGCACCACCUAGAGGUUUCCUGCUAAAUUGCGGCUCGGACAAUGAGUUGCAGGAAGGAGGCCUGAAAUACAUCACCGACGAUGGGUUCAUAACGGUGGGAAACAAAACCACCUUGAAACAACCUGGUCUCCACAUGGUGUUAUCCACACUCCGGUAUUUCCCUGACAAUGCGGCUCAUAAAUACUGCUACGUAUUCCCGGUGAUCAAAGGCGGGAAAUUUCUGGUGAAAACAACUUACUACUAUGGAGGCUACGAUGGAGAAAAAGAACCACCAGUGUUUGAUCAGUUCAUCGAUGGAACCAAGUGGAGCAUGGUCAACACCACAGAGGAUUACGCCAACGGUCUGAGCUCGUUUUAUGAAAUCAUAGUGACGGCGCACGGGAAGACGUUGAGCGUUUGCUUGGCGAGGAACCAGCACACGGUGUCGAGUCCAUUUAUUUCGGCACUUGAGUUGCAGCAUUUAGAGGAUUCGCUUUAUAAUUCCACCGAUUUUGACAACUAUGCUUUGAGUACCGUUGCCAGGAAUUGCUUCGGAUGUGAAGCCCAAAUCAUUAGUUUUCCAGACGACCAAUUCAACCGCUUCUGGACACCCUUCAAGGACAGCAAUCCCGUCGUCACAAGCCGCUCCAACAUAACAGCCUCCGAAUUCUGGAACAUUCCUCCGGCAAAGGCCCUGUCGGCCGCCAUCACGACAAGCCGAGGCAAGAAACUGACAGUCAAAUGGCCUCCAUUUUUGCUACCUAAAACCAACUACUACAUUGCACUCUACUUCCAAGAUAACAGGAAUCCGAGUCCAUAUAGCUGGAGAGUUUUCAGUGUUGCUGUCAACGGAAUGGACUUUUAUACUGAUAUUAAUGUCACCACUAAAGGAGUGAGUGUGUAUACGGCUCACUGGCCGCUGGCCGGACAAACUGAGAUUGUUUUGACUCCCCAUAGCGAUUCGCCAGUGGGGCCGCUCAUCAAUGCCGGGGAAGUGUUUCAGAUUUUUCCUCUGGGGAAAAGGACUCUCACUAGAGAUGUGAUAGCUAUAGAGGAUUUAGCAAGAGGGUUUGACAACCCACCUGGAGAUUGGCAUGGAGAUCCAUGUCUACCUGAGAAGCAUUCAUGGACUGGAGUUACUUGCUCUAUUGGUGCAAAAUAUGCCCGAAUUGUUUCUCUAAAUUUAACCAAUGUUGGGCUCAUAGGAGAGUUGGCUGAGAGCGUAGAUCAUUUAACUGCACUUACAAGUCUUACGCUUGAAGGCAACAAACUCUCAGGUUCAAUACCAAAAAUGAGCUCUUUGAAGUCCCUUGAAAUAUUGCAUUUGGAUGGAAACCAAUUCCAAGGAGAGAUCCCUGAGUCCCUCGGUCAACUUACUCAUCUUCGUUCCCUGCAACUCCAAAAUAACUACCUCAAUGGCAGCGUACCGAAUUCACUACUGAAGAAAAAUGGCUUAAACCUCCAGAUUACACCGGGAAAUCAGCUGGCGACAGCACAUUAAUGCUAAAGAAAUAUGUCCCGGAGAGAGUAGCAGAUUUUUCUGAACUGGUUUUGAGGUGAUUGGGAAGCUUUUAGCCCAAAUGAGAUCAUAAAGUUUGAUGAUGGAGAAGAUGGUCACAGAGGGUUGGGAGAGGGAGAGGGAGAGAGAGGGAGAGAGAGAGAGAUGCAUAGAUCUUAAUGCACCUGUUUGAAUUGGGAUGGUCUAUGUGUGGAUACUUGUGUUUUUACCCUGUAAUUGUGCUUUUAUAGCAGCAUAGAGUUGAAUCAACAAUUCUUGAAAACA
Messenger RNA from Camellia sinensis, 2153 nucleotides. Its product is annotated as Leucine-rich repeat (LRR) family protein. The record is from RefSeq and is a predicted model, not a curated record. Gene Ontology annotation, molecular function: protein binding. NCBI's taxonomy places the organism in Eukaryota, Viridiplantae, Streptophyta, Magnoliopsida, Ericales, Theaceae.